AAUCAAACCUGCUCCUAAUCAAUUUUGCUCCAUCAGGGCCAUCAAGUGCUUAUCAAAUCCGAAGGCUUUCUGAGCACCCGCGCCUAAAGAAUUCAAAAAAGUGGGCUAGGCGAAUAAAAUUUCCUUCCCGCCUGCGCGAACACAAAAUCAAAAGAACCAAGUUUCGGAUUCUUCGCCGACUCACAGUUUUCUCCUUUAAAGUGAAAUUGAUUUGAAUUUCGACUAUGAGUGGGGAUAAUUUCACUGAGGGGUUGCGUAUGACCCGGCCCGUUUUAGAAGAUGUGACAAAUCGACCUGUAAAAAGAGGGGUUUCGCUGAUUAAAGAGUAUUUGGGCCCAAAGUCUGGUGAUUGUGAAAAUGGGAGUUCGAGCUUUGCAAAGAAAGUAUGUUUACAAGUUGAAAAUUUAGUAAAAGAAGUGAGUAAGAACAAGAAGAAUAGAGUUGAUAAUUGUAAAAAAGGAGUGUGCGCAGAUGUUGUUUCUAUUGUGUCAAAUGAGUCUGCCAAAAUUGACAAUUGCGUUACAGAAGCUCACACAGGGGUAGAACUUGGCGAGGUGUCAAGGGAUUGUCGUGUGUCCAGUGUUUUGAUACCCACAUGCUCGAAGAAAGGUUGUGAGGAAGGAGGAGUACAAGUUGGUCGUGUUUGUGAUGAUAAGGGUGUUGGAUUAGGCAGAUUGUCUUUAAGCAAACAUGGGUUGAUUGAGCGGUUGAGGUUGCCUAAGUUACAGGGUUUGAAAUCAUUCGAGUUGGAAAGAUGUGCUGGGCUUAAGGAUGAUGGUUGUGUGAAUUUGAAUGUGGGUGAUGAUAUGCUCAAAGAUUGCUCUUGCUCCUUUUGCUUGAAAGUUGCUUAUAUUUGGUCGGAUCUCCAUUAUCAAGACAUCAAGGGUCGCAUAGCUGCAUUAAAGAAGAGUCAGAAAGAGGCAAGCUGUUUGGUUCAAAAGUGUCCCAGGGGAAAGGAAAUGGACAUUCCUAGCCAAGGAAGCUCGGGAAAAUCAUCAAAACUUGAAUCUGAUCUAAUGAGUCAGUGGAGGUCACUCUUUGCUCACAUGGAGGAUAUAUAUGGCCAUGAAAGCAAUCAGCUCGAAGCCAGUUUUGUUGCACUAAAAGAUUUGAGGGAGAAUUGCAAGAUGGAUCUAGAGAGGAUCAACAGGAUGCCUUGAGACAAACACUAAUGUGCUUUUGAUGAUUCUGCCAGAGUGUAAGAUCUUCUUGUCACUUAGAUUUUAACCACACAUUGUGUAUGCAUGAGCAAAUUUAUGGGUGUGAAUGAGUAGGUGCAAUGCAGCCAUAUUAGAUAUGCAUUUAUUUUGAGGAAUCCUUGAAGUUUUGAAUUGUCAUUUGAAGCUGUAAAAAUAUGUCCACUAUUAAUAAUAUGUGUUGCUUCGAUUCC
This is a messenger RNA of Mangifera indica (mango), 1390 nucleotides long. RefSeq lists its product as uncharacterized. The record is from RefSeq and is a predicted model, not a curated record. Bases 225 to 1160 code for a protein of 311 amino acids. The transcript has 5 exons. Lineage: Eukaryota; Viridiplantae; Streptophyta; Magnoliopsida; Sapindales; Anacardiaceae.